UCCACACCAAACACUCCAAGCAGGGUGGAGUGAUCAAUUAGAGUACAGAGGUAUGAGGUGGUGGAACAUUAACAGACAGACCGUCAGCAGAGAGAACCAACUGCUGUAAAUCUGUCAUGAAACCGGUGACAUCAUGCCGCAAAGGUAUAUAUUCACAGCAGCAUUUGCACAUCUCAACCCACCGCAAGCAGCACCAGAGUCCUGUUCUUGACGUCUGGGACUAAGACUGAAGCAUGUGUUCUGGGAAUUUUGCGAAGUGUCUGGGUAUCACCCUCAUUCCUCUAGCUAUUCUCUCCUUCCUCUGCAAUAUCCUGCUCCUGUUUCCUGGGGGUAAACCUGCCGAGAACAAUGAUGACAUUACGGACGAGGUCUGGUAUUUCGGUGGGAUCCUGGGUUCGGGUAUUUUGAUGAUUUUUCCUGCCCUGGUCUUCCUCGGUCUGAAGACCAACAACUGCUGCGGAUGUUGCGGUAAUGAAAGCUGUGGAACAAGAUGUGCGAUGUUCUUUUCCAUUAUAUUUGCUGGUGUGGGACUUGUAGGGGCUGGUUACUCUUUCAUUGUGUCUGCACUCGCCAUCAAUCACGGACCGAAGUGUUUAAUAAAUGGCACGUUCACAUACCCCUUCACCGAUGGCGACUACCUGUCCAACCACACGAUGUGGGACGCCUGUGAGGGGCCGUCGGACAUCGUGACGUGGCACCUCACCCUCUUCUCCAUGUUACUGAUCAUGGGCUUGGUGCAGGUGGUGCUGUGCGGGUUCCAGGUCAUCAACGGCCUCAUCGGCACCAUCUUUGGAGACUGCUGCUGUGGGGGUUCUGGAAAUUAAAAGGCGCAAGAAGAACUUCAAUUCAGACCAACUUCUUCUCUCCUCGUUGUAUUCUCCAUUCAUACUCUUUGGACACUGUUGGUUCUCAUUGGCUCGUAUGGAUCCCUGGACAGGUUUACAGCACACAUCCUGUCUCCUGUACUACACACUGGAUCUUUUGCCUGAUGGCAACGCUCAUGAAGGCAAAGGGGAAACGUCAUAUUUACUUGAGAAUAAUUUUAAUUGUCAUUUGAAGUUUGUGUUUAAAAAUAUCUUGUCUGUUUUAUUUUUAUUAUAAGAAUUGUGUAAAUGCUUUAUGAUGUUAAUGUGUAUUCUGCAUUUUACACACAAUCGCAGCUUUCUCACACUUAAUUAUCGCUUGUGUUUGAAUAUGAGAUAUGAAACAUCUUCCUUAUAAAAAGGGUCCUGGUUAACGCUAGCGGUGGUCGUCAUUUUCACUGGUCGCGUUGCCUUCGCUUUCAUGCAAAGCAAAACAGGAAGUCACAGUGCCAGAGGGAAAGAUUAGCGCUGACGGAUGUGACCCGAGGCCAUGGGGUUUCCUUGGAGGGGCUGGCUGAGCCAAAAACAUCAUCUGGCCAGCUCCAGUCUGCCCAAACUACACCUGAAACAUGAUUUAGCCGUACGCAAAG
This is a messenger RNA of Electrophorus electricus (electric eel), 1453 nucleotides long. It is a transcript of the gene tm4sf4, whose product is annotated as transmembrane 4 L six family member 4. NCBI's taxonomy places the organism in Eukaryota, Metazoa, Chordata, Actinopteri, Gymnotiformes, Gymnotidae. The record is from RefSeq and is a predicted model, not a curated record. Gene Ontology annotation, cellular component: membrane.